CGUCCCUUAACAAGAGCUUCUUCGGCGCCGGGCUCAAGUGUGCACUGUGCGGUGUGUUAUGGAGGUGGAAGGUGGUUAAAGGACUCGCACUCAGCGGAGGAUUUUGGUGGCUCUUCCUAUGAGUUGACAGUGUAACUUCAGUCCCGAGACGGUUGUAAAAAUACAACAGAACGUGCGGACACAUCGGAGAAGAAGGCACAGCGGUGGUGAGCUCCAGGUAGCAGCUUCAGUCGGCGUUCUCAGGUGGUCCGAUCGGGAUUGCCCCAUCCUUGUGUUGCCAUGGCGAUGCGGGAGCUGGUGGAGGCAGAAUGCGGCGGGGCCAAUCCGCUGAUGAAGUUGACUGGUCACAUGACCAAGGAAGGCGGGGCGUGGCGGCACCGCGCCACACCUUCGAUUCCCGCAACUCCCAUUGAAAUAGCAACAGAAGAUGAGCUGGUCGAUGAAUUCCUCCAGCCGCCCCCGCGUCCCCCGCACACCUUCGACAUGGGUCAGCUGCUGGAGGAGAUGCAGCAGAUCGACCAGCAGAGCUACAGACAGGCUCCGCAGAGAGCUCCGGACGUGGCGGCCUUGGCUCUCUCGGGCGACUGGGCAGCGGAGUUCACCUCGGGCUCGGAUUCCACCUCCACGCCGGGCCUCGUCGCGCUCGGUGACGCGGCCGACGCCGACUGGACCAAAGAAUUCAUCGCUCAGGCCGCGGAUCCUGGCCGCUGGGCAGAAGAAUAUCUGGAACAGUCGGAGGAGAAGCUCUGGCUGGGAGACUUUGGAGACAAGGAGAACGAGUGGACAAAGGAAUAUCAGCCGGGAGAGGAGCUGAGACAGACGGCCAACGAGCUGGUCUCCAAGGUGAACGACCCCAAGUUGCAGAACACGGAGUUCCUGCGUUUCAUUAAGCAAAUUGGCGAGGGCAGUGUGACAGUGGAGAGCAGGACAGACAAACAGCUGACAGAUAAAGCUCAGGCCGAGGAGGCUCACAACUGGGCUUCCAAUCUCAACCAGUUCCUGAUGGAAACGGGGGGAGGGAGUCUUCCCUUGGAAUCCACAGAGAGGAAUGAGAAGAUUGACAAAGCUAAAGCUAAGCAGGCACAGCAGUGGGCCAAAGUCGUCCGGCAGCCUAAAACCGCAAACAAGCCCCCUGAGCCCUCGUCUCUUCUUCAGGUGUCCCAGGAGUCCGCCGAGGCCUGGGUGGACGAGUUCACCGCAGCCGGACCGGAAUUCCAGCAAGCCAAAGCCGCGGUGGAGAGCGAUGUGGAUUUCUGGGAGAAGCUGCAACAGGAGUGGGAGGAGAUGGCAAAGCGAGACGCGGAGAGUCACCCCUGGCUGUCGGACUUUGAUCAGAUGCUCAGCUCGUCUUACGACAAGGGCUACCAGUUUGAAGAGGACAACCCCUACUUGUCCCACCAAGACCCUCUGACGGAGGGCGUGAAGAGGAUGGAGGCGGGGGAUAUCCCCGGGGCCGUUCGCUUCUUUGAGAGUGCCGUACAGAAAGAACCAGACAACCAACUGGCUUGGCAAUACUUGGGAACAUGUCAGGCAGAAAAUGAGCAAGAAUUUGCUGCCAUCAGCGCCCUCCGCAGAUGUGUGGCGUUGAAGAAGGACAACCUGACCUCUCUGAUGGCGCUGGCUGUCAGCUUCACCAACGAGUCGCUGCACAGGCAGGCCUGCGAGACUCUCCGCGACUGGCUCAAGCAUAACCCCAAGUACGCCAGCGUGUGGGAGCAGCAUCAGCGGGAACGCCAGCAGGACGCGUCCAGAGAAAGGGAAAUGGAGAGGGAGCGCUUUGGCUCUCUGCUGCCAGAAGCCGUGUUCACGGACGUACAAACGUUGUUCCUGCGUGCGGCGAACACGAACCCCGCGCAGGUGGACCCACAACUGCAGUGCGGUCUGGGAGUCCUCUUCAACCUCAGCGGCGAGUACGAUAAAGCCGUAGACUGCUUCACCGCGGCGCUCUCGGUCACCCCGCAGGACUACUUACUGUGGAACAAGCUGGGCGCCACGCUAGCCAACGGCAGCCGCUCAGAAGAGGCUGUGGCCGCCUACAGGAGAGCCUUGGAACUGCAGCCGGGGUUUGUCCGCAGUCGCUACAACCUCGGAAUCAGUUGUGUCAAUUUAGGAGCACACAGGGAGGCGGUGGAGCACUUCCUGGAGGCGUUGUCCCUUCAGCGGCAGGCCGCCGCCGGCGUGGAAUCAAGAGCGGCGCAAAGCCUCUGCGGCACUGCGGCCACCGUAAUGUCGGACAACAUCUGGUCCACGCUGCGCAUGGCUCUCAGCAUGAUGGGCGAGAGCUCGCUCUACUCGGCCGCCGACCGCCGCGACCUGGACACGUUACUGGCACACUUCUGCCAGAGGGAGGUGGAGGGCGGGCCCGAAUGAUGGUCCAUCUCGGGGGGGCUGAUUGCGUGCGAAUGCUCCCUGCACGGAGGAGAAUGUUUAGGACUGAAAGAGACAGUACAAGGGAACUGAUGUGUAAGACGCUGUCAGUCGUCCUCCAGUCAUCAGCCGGUUCACUUGCAGCUUUGGUAUCAGCCGACUGGAGUACAUUUGUUUUAUUUUGCAUAUUUGACGAUCCUGGUGGUUCCUCUUACGAUGCUUUGACAGUUUUGUAAUAACGCUAACAUGUUUUUUCCCCGCCUCAAAAACAAGUCGUACGUGGAGCUGUCAACAUGAUUAUCGUGUUCAGUAGAUUGAUGGAACAGACAGUGUGAGUGCCUCUUUUCGAGUUGCACUACUUACUUUCAAAAUGACUUAUUUUUGUGUAUAAACAUUUUUGAUUUUUUUGGGGAGGAAUCAGUUAGAAGCCAGGCCCUUGAAGUGAACACCUGUAAAACUGUUGUGUGCGCCUGCAAGAGAACGUAUGUAUUUGAGUGAAAGAGGCCGAGAGUUUGGGGAGAAUAUAUAUAUAUUGUUUGUAUGUUUUUCUGAGUUUGUGUAUGAUCGUGUCUGAGCACGUGUGAGAGUAUUUUUGAGUGUGUGUGCUGUACAGCCUCGAGGCACUUUGAAUGAUAAGAUCAUAUUUGUGUAAUAUGAUUGGUUCCCCGUGGGCUCCUCCCUCCCAUUCGAAUCCAACGUCAAACGCAUUGCUCCACUGUAAAUUUAAGUGUUCCCAUAACGUGUAAUAUUGUAAGCUCAUCGUUGCACUAUAAUUGUUUUCAGGUAACUGAUGGCCUGGCAGCAAUGUAUAAUAUAAUCAGCAAUAAAGCCCUAAAUUUUAAAUAU
Messenger RNA from Syngnathus acus (greater pipefish), 3213 nucleotides. RefSeq names its product peroxisomal biogenesis factor 5 (gene pex5). NCBI's taxonomy places the organism in Eukaryota, Metazoa, Chordata, Actinopteri, Syngnathiformes, Syngnathidae. Gene Ontology annotation, cellular component: peroxisomal membrane; cytosol. Gene Ontology annotation, biological process: protein import into peroxisome matrix, docking. Bases 280 to 2370 code for a protein of 696 amino acids. Gene Ontology annotation, molecular function: protein binding. The transcript has 17 exons. The record is from RefSeq and is a predicted model, not a curated record.